GUGAAUCUCCUUACGUCACAGAAAAUGUCACAACAAAAGUUAUAUAGAAAUCAAAAGUGUGAUUUGGAAAUUACAUAACAAUUAUCGACAAAAUGAAUCAAUCUAAAUCAAAAGAUAAACACGAAAUAUGCACAAAAAUGAUUUCGAACAAAUAAAUUGAUGUCAAGACGAUAACAUGAAACCAUAUCGCCGAUCAAAUAAAGUUUUUAUGGUCGAACAGCUGCGCUCGGCGUCAAGGCUGGGUCGUGUACGCGUGCUUGCGCGGGAGUUCGCGAGCGACGUGCAGUCCCUCUGGCGGUACGGAGCGCCGUUCCCCACGUUCCUGAAACUCAUCGGCACACUGAUUCUCUGUCUCCUCGUCGUGAUGCCACUCAUCUACCCGGUAUUUGUCGUCGUCAUCUCGUACUUCACGUGCGAAAGCUUAUUUCUGAGCUGGUGGUUGGACCAGCCGGGGAGGUUCCUACCGAUGCCGAUCGCGCGCAGAACUAUCUCAGCUGGGUUCCGGCCGACCAGCCCACCAGACGUAUGGAAAGUGCGUGAGGUGCUCACUCGCGGCUUCCUGCUCACACACUCCUUGGCCACCUCUGUCGACUACCUUUGCGUCAUGCAAGGUCUCCUCGAUGAAGCCUAAAGUAAACAAACUACCUAAGAAUAUAAAACCUUCAACUUAAAUAGGUGGAUAAACUAAAAGGCUUUCUUAAAGUCCUUUACAUGAUUCGGUAAUAAAUUAUAAUAUUAUACUCCUUUUGCAACUGUAAUCAUAUUCACUACUUUUGUAAAAUGCCUCGUAAAACAAAGACUGGUAAAGUCUAUUAUCGGUUUUAAUGGGUACUCAAUCUUACACUUAAUGAAUGUUGUUAAAGGGAACUAUUACUUUUAUGACUACUUAAUAAAUGAAUUUUAAAUCCUUCA
Spodoptera frugiperda (fall armyworm) is the source of this 912-nucleotide messenger RNA. RefSeq lists its product as uncharacterized. Lineage: Eukaryota; Metazoa; Arthropoda; Insecta; Lepidoptera; Noctuidae. The coding region runs from base 176 to 631 and encodes 151 amino acids. The transcript has 3 exons. The record is from RefSeq and is a predicted model, not a curated record.